AUGCAGCCGGGGCAGCCGCAAGACCCCCCACCAGACGACCUCAUGGGAGGCCACGCCAACUAUGCUAUGCCCGCUCCUCGCGAGGACCAGCAGGCGGCCGAAGUGGACGACUACUUGGAGGGGCACCCGCGUUACAAGCAGAUACGGUUCCUCAACAGGGGUGCGUAUGGGUUUGUGAUUCUGGCUCUUGACAAUCAGACCGGCGAGCAGGUGGCUUUGAAGUUCAUCAAGCGGGGCCCGCAGCACAUCACCAAGUAUGUUGAUAGAGAGGUGUUCCUGACAAAAACACACCUGGUGCUGGCAAUGGAGUAUGCGGCGGGCGGCGACCUGUUCCGCUACGUGUCGGCGCGGCGGGGGCUGCCUGAGGACGAGGCACGCUGGUUUUUUCAGCAGCUCAUGGUAGCAGUGGACUACUGCCACCGCAUGGGAGUAACGAGCCGGGACAUCAAGUUGGAGAACACGCUGUUGGAUGGCGGCCAGUGGCCGCUGAUCAAGCUGGCUGAUUUUGGGUUCAGCAAGGAUCCCAAGCAGCAGAGCGAGGCCAAGACGCGGGUGGGCACGCCCGCCUACCUGGCACCGGAGGUGAUUGCGGCGCAGCCGGGCAAGAGCUAUGAUGCACAGAAAGUGGACAUUUGGUCCUGCGGUGUACUGCUCUAUGUGAUGGUGGUUGGACGGUAUCCAUUUGGGAUGCCAAGCGAUGCAGCGCUGGACCCCAUGCGCCGGCUGUCUCGCAUGAUGGAACGCACCAUGAAGGCGGAGUUCUCCUUCCCACCAGACAAGCCGCUGAGUGAUGGCGUGAAGGACCUGAUCAGCCGCAUCUUGGUGCAGGACCCAGCACUGCGCCCCUCGCUGCAUGAUAUCCAGGCGCAUCCCUGGUUCAUGCAGGGCCUGGAGCCAGGCGCACUGAAUUUUAACGACGCCAUUGUGCAGGAGAGCCUGGCGAACCAGCCUACGGCGGAGAUGCUGGCCGAGGUGCACUCAAUUGUGGAGGAGGCACUGCAAGAGGUGCCUUCGCUGACGGGUUUGGGGCAGCAGCCGAACGGGCCGGACCAACUGCAGCAGUCAGGUGGCGAGGAUGGGGGACCGCACCUGAUGAUGGAGAGCGAAGAGUUGAGCAGCUACCUCACAAGCUCUCUCAGUCCACGCCGAAUGCAAAUGUAA
Messenger RNA from Chlorella variabilis, 1161 nucleotides. RefSeq lists its product as hypothetical. Gene Ontology annotation, molecular function: ATP binding; protein kinase activity. The record is from RefSeq and is a predicted model, not a curated record. Gene Ontology annotation, biological process: protein phosphorylation. The transcript has 12 exons. Lineage: Eukaryota; Viridiplantae; Chlorophyta; Trebouxiophyceae; Chlorellales; Chlorellaceae. The coding region runs from base 1 to 1161 and encodes 386 amino acids.